This is a messenger RNA of Corythoichthys intestinalis (scribbled pipefish), 4112 nucleotides long. RefSeq names its product junctional adhesion molecule 2A-like. Gene Ontology annotation, cellular component: tight junction; cell surface; protein complex involved in cell adhesion. Lineage: Eukaryota; Metazoa; Chordata; Actinopteri; Syngnathiformes; Syngnathidae. The record is from RefSeq and is a predicted model, not a curated record. Gene Ontology annotation, biological process: leukocyte cell-cell adhesion.
AAGGUUGUUGAUUUGUUUCCUCAGUUUGAGUGCGGUAAUAUUCCAAAGUUAAAGCGUGCUCAAUGUGAAACGGCUCAUUUUUGGAGCAGAUCUGGAACGUCUAUCGCCGUCAAAGAUGACAUCGGUCGGCUCUCGUAGUUGGCCGAGCCCAGUGAACGCCGUGUCCACUUGGCAUUGCAGUGCGCGUCUCGGACACGGCGUUGCGCUCUCUUCUCGCCUCCGCCGAUGUUCAAGCAAGCGCCUGCCACCCCGCCCCGUCCGCCGUCCCUCGUCCCCCCCUCCACUUCCAUCUCCACCUCCACUUGCACUCGCAUCGAUUGACGAGCGAGGACGUCGUUGACCCGCCGCGUCUUCGCUUUCGCCCUUUACCGCCGGCCAGGACGCCGGCGUCGGGCGAGCCAGAAGAGUCUCCGCGACGCUUCGCUCGGCGGCGGGUCGCUCCGGUCGUGCGCCCCGCCUCGCCUCGCCUCGCUCCCCGCCAGAGAAGCGCGUCGCCCCUGGAAGCUGGAUGAAUUAUCGGAGAGUUGUGAACAAGUGCGAGAAGAAAGCUGAGGCUCGAUCGUCACGGGAAGGCAAGACUCAGCCACGGUCUCAGGCGACCAUGGAGGGGACGUCCCUGUGGAUCUCCAUUCUUAUUUUACUCCUGCAAUGUACCCCCUCCAUUCCUGUCACUGUCUCGACCAACAAACAAAAGGUGGAGGUGCGAGAGUUCUCAGACGCUGUGCUGUCCUGCAUGUUUCGUACGGAGAGGGACCAGAAUCCACGCAUCGAGUGGAAGAAGAAGGGCAAAGAUGUUUCUUUCGUUUAUUUUGACGGGCACUUCCGAGGUUCAUUCGAGGGUCGCGCGAGCAUCGAAGGAGCCACCGUGACGUUGCGCCGGGUCACCCAGGAGGACGCCGGCGAGUACCGCUGCGAGAUCAGUGCUCCUCUAGACUCGGUCAAUUUGGGUGAGACCAACGUCACGCUCAGAGUCUUAGUGCCCCCCGACACACCGUCCUGCGAAAUCCCCAGUUCAGCAGUGACCGGCUCUGCUGUGCGGCUGCGCUGUAGCGACCAGCAGAGCGUCCCGCCCGCGACGUACGCAUGGUACAAGGACGACCAGCUGAUGAUCCCCCUGCGCCACGCCAACGCCACCUUUCUCAUCGACUCGCACACUGGAGUACUGGAGUUCAAAGCCGUGGCUAAAAAGGACAGCGGUCACUACAGCUGCCGGGCUUCCAACGGGGUGGGAAAGCCCACCGUGUGUCAGGGCAGGCACAUGACCAUAGAGGAUGUCAACAUAACCGCCGUGGUGGUGGCAGUACUGGUGAUCUCCCUGCUGUUGCUGGUCUGCGGAUGCGGGGGUUUCCUGAUGCGCCGCAACGGCUUCUUCACCCGACACAGAGGAAGGUCCAAUGUCAACUAUAUCCCGCCGCCACAGGAACCACAGGAUUUCAAACACACGCAGUCGUUCAUGCUGUGAAGCCUUCCUUCUUCCUGAGCAGACAUCAAUCGGUGCCAAAAGUCCCUUCCGGAUCUUCCAAUGAUUUUUGGAGUUGACCACUUUAAUGGACAUUUGCAAGGCUUUCCACAGUUGAUUUGUGUGAGUCGUCGCUUCUGCUUAGCUCAUUGGCUGCCAUUGACGGCUAUAGACGUCCAAUCCAUUUGAGGUGGGUUAGGUUUGGGUUUAGGUUAGGGUGGUAAUUGGUUAAGGUUAGGAUUUAGGGCUGCAGUUCAAAUGGAACGCAGUUGAAAGAUGUGACGAUUCGACGAAUUGGCAACUCGUGUUAUUAGAGGAAGUUGAUGAACCAUUCAGAGAUCAUAUUUUUUUUUUGCCUGAAUAAAAUAAAAUAAAUUAUAAAUAUGGCCAAAAAUCAGUUAGGUAAAUAUUCUUUUUAUUUAUUAUUAUUAUUGUUAUUACAAGUUUUUCAAAUUAAAUUUAUGGAAAAACACGACCAUGUAUUCAAUUUUUAAAAAACGUUUUAAUUUCAUUUGUUUUGAUAAUAUUGGCUAAAACAAAUAUUUUAAGGUGGCAAUUUGCAAUCUUUUAUUUAUUAAACAAUAUUGAUUAAAAUUGUUAGUAAGUAUGAAUUUUUUUGUUUUUGUUUUCGGAAAAAUCAGGCAGAACAAGGUAGAAUAGUUCUAUAAUGCGUCAAAAUAUUCAAAUUAUUAUUUAAAAUACAUAUAUAUUAGAAAAUAAAUUAUGAACUUCAGGUUUUUGUCCAAAUUCAUUUUUUCCGCAAUAAUAUUUUCUGUAAAAUUAAUCACCUUCUGAAAAUAAUUGCUUUAGUCAUUUUUGCAUAAAUGAAAUAAAAUAAAAUAAUAAAUCAAUAUAAGUCUAAAUAUGGCCAAAAAUCACUUAGGUAACUAGUGUCAAUUUUUAAUUAUCAUUAUUAUUAUUAUUAUUACAAGAUUUUAAAAUAAAAUUCAUGGAAAAACACUAUGUAUUCAAUUUUUUAAAAAACGUUAUAAUUUAAUUUGUUUUGAUGAUAUUCACUAAAUCAAAUAUUUUAAGGUGGCAAUUUGCAAUUUCAUUUUAAAUAGAAUUUUUUUAAUAUGAAGAAUUUUAAUCAAUUUUUUUGUGUGUGUGUGUGUUUUCUGAAAAGUCAGGCAAAACAGUCAAUUAUAUAAUGCGUCAAAAUAUUGAAAUUAUUAUUUAAAAUAGGUAUAUAUUAAUCAAUUAUGAACUUCAUGUUUUUGUCCAAAUCCUUUUUUUUCCGCAUAAAUAUUUUCUGUAAAAUUAAUCGUCACCUUCUUAAAAUAAUUGCCUUAGUCACAUCUUUAAAAAAAUUAUUAGUAAAUAUUAAAUAAAUUAUAUAAAUAUAAAUGUAUAUAAAAAAAAUUUUUCCCUCCAAACUGUUUACAUUUAAAAAUAAAAAAUGUAAAUAUCCAUUGAUUUUUAUACCCUCGCAUUUCAAAAACAUUGGACGUCCAUCGCCGUAAAUGGCACUGUAACACCACCCUUCCCAGUACAACCAAAUUGGACGUCAAUCCCCGUCAAUGUCAUCCAAGAGUUCAUCUCUUGCUUUACAAUAAAUUUACUCUACUUUAAUGACGCUCUGCUACCCCCUGGUGGCCAAUGUUAGAACUGGACUCCCCCCAAAAUUUCCUUUCUACCUGACUUCUGUUUUGGUUGACCAAAGACUGCCUCCAUGAACUCCUUCAUUGCUAUUGACGAUGAUAGACGUCCAAUCAUGUGGCGUCCAAUCAUUUAGCUGUGGAUUGAAAUGAGUUUAAUGCUCGUCGGCGUCAAUGAGUUAAGCUGAAAGAAACAAAACAAACAAAAAAAGCCGUUUAUCACUGUUUUCCAUUCAUUUCUGAUGACCAAUCAAUCCCAUUCCAUCCUAAUGUGCCUGCAUGGUCUUUUUUAAUAUAUACAAUAUAUUCCUUGUGCCUUUUUGAUUUGUCAUAUUUAUCACUGGUUUUUGUAAAAGAAAAAAAAAAAAAAAGGAAAAGUUGCCUUACUUUUUUUCUGUCUUGAUAUUUUUGGUGCCACUGUUAAUCGAAAAGUGUGUCUGUUUUUUGACCGUGUGAAUGGAGAGUUUAAUUUGAAUGUUGUAUCAGUAAUAAAAUUUUAUAUUUAAAACCAUCAUGAGUUGAUAGUUUUAUUCAUUCUCGAUACAAAUAUUUCUGGAUUUUUCUUUUACAUAUGUACAUUACGUUCUUUACGUACUAUUACGAGAAUAAAGUCGCAGUAUUGCGAGGAAAAAACAUAUUACCGGAUUACAAGAUUAAAGUAAUACUAUGUAAUUGACAUUAAUUCAGCACGGCUAAAUGGCAAUGUUAUAAUUUUGGUAAUUUUUCGUACUUAAUACUGUAUGAGACUGCGCGCUGCACUACACAAAGUAUAUGAAGUGAAUCCAUUUCCAUGUAAAUGCACGAAUCUGUUCCAAGCCCCCCAAAAUUAAGACAUUAAACUAUAAUAAUGCAUAAAAAUGCAUGAGAACAUGUAACAAAUGCAUGUUACAAUACGAUUAUUGAACAAUAAACCUAAAAUCAGAGUUGUGCAUUAUGUAAAAACCAAGAAUAAAGAAUUAAUACACUCAUGUAAAGCUGUCAGAACACACGGGGCGAAUGAAGAGGACGCUGGGAUACACAAACUUACAGAAGAGGUCUCCUCUUACCCAAUUGGA